Lymnaea stagnalis (great pond snail) is the source of this 411-nucleotide messenger RNA. NCBI's taxonomy places the organism in Eukaryota, Metazoa, Mollusca, Gastropoda, Lymnaeidae. The record is from the annotation of a GenBank genome assembly.
CGAGAUUGAGGUGCGCAAAAAUGAUAUGUUCGGCGUUCAUGAAGGCCGAGACAAUUUAUUCCUCAAGUGGUCUGUUGAAUCGACGGAACUCAAUUUUAUUGAAUUCGGAUCAUGGAAGGCUACAUGUGAACAAUACCCGAACACCAUCGGCUCCGACUUGGCCCUUCAUAGAGUUGUCUCCUGCAGGGGCUGUGGGGUCAGUUUCUGGUUUGACGUGAUUAGAGGCAAGUGCCACCAGUGUCCAUUCAACUAUUACACCACUGGACCUUACGCCACUGAAUGUGUCGUGUGUCCACCAGAUUCCCAGUGGGGCAAUGCAAGGAAGACAAUGAUUCAACUCUGCUACGGACGAGAGUAGACGGGAGGUCGGUACAACACAACCCUUGUUGCUGUCUACCUGCUGAGCUGAUA